Molecule: messenger RNA, 1206 nt
Organism: Amphimedon queenslandica
Lineage: Eukaryota; Metazoa; Porifera; Demospongiae; Haplosclerida; Niphatidae
Exons: 5
Coding region: 137-1045 (302 amino acids)
Molecular function (GO): protein binding
Source: RefSeq, a predicted model, not a curated record
CAAUAUUUAUAUAUUAGAGAUAUCAAUCAACAUUGUGUUCUGGCAGUGUAUAAGGAAACCUGAAGCAAUAGACCAAUGGCCUGUGGGUAGAUACGCUCAUGCAGGUGCUAUUAUUAUAACUGGAUCAGACUGUCCUAUGCUAGUGAUAAGUGGUGGGGAAGAUGAUAAUUAUGAUAUAUUAGAUGAUUGCUGGAUCUUUAACAUCACUCAACAUUCCUGGAUAAAGUUAGAUGUACCUCACUCUGUUAGUAAGAGAUGGGCUCAUUCUCUCUCAGUGUUCAUUAUGAGUCCUCAUUGUGUCUGGAUAAUAACUGAUGGAGGAUAUGAUAAGAGACAGACAUUAGUCACUAAUCCUAACAUUGUUAUGAUAACUGAACUAGUUACUAACAGUAAAGGAGAGUGGACAGUAGGUGAUACAUUAGAUACCAAUGGUAUGAAUAAUGAAGAAUACAAGAAGAAGUAUCAGGAGCAACUACAGACAGGAAGAAGAAUAGAGUUGGAGGAGUACCAGAAACCAAGAAAAAGAGAUACAGCCGAUAUUGAGCGAACCGUACAAGCUCUUAUGAAGUGUCUUGAAGAGAAGGAGAGGGAGCUACGUCAGUCUCAAGAAGCAGUUCGUAGGUACCAGCAACAAGCACUUACUGAUGAUCACUGGGUUAUUAAUAAAGAUGAGGUGACUUCAAACAGUUCCAGACAUGAACGGAAGAGCAUUACUGGCACACCAGUUAUACCUGAAGUAGCUUAUAGAGUGAUAUCCGAAUGUAUUUCAGGAAUCAGACGCUGUGGGAUUGAUCUUCACUUAUUAGCAGAGAAGUUAUUAGAGAAGAAGAUAAUAAAUAAUAGACAAAAGAGGAAAGCCACUGAUGAACACAGUGGACGUACCACUGACCAGAGAAUGGAUCAACUACUUGAUAUUAUUAAAGACUCUGUACAACAAGAGGGAAAGGUUUUUGAGUAUAUUUUAGAAAUACUCAAAGACGAAGAUACCAUACUAGCUAACAAACUGUAUGAUGAUAUGAUUAGUAAAUAUGAACAAUAUAAAUAGUAAUGCCAACAUUUAUUAUUAUUGUGUUUGAUUUGUAUUACAAUAGCAAAGUUAGUAAUUAUAUAUAGUACCCAUAAUUGAGAGUGGACUUUAAAGUAUUUUGUGUUUAUUUUUCUUCUUAAUGUUUGUAUUAAUUGUAAUGAAUUGUUAAAAGUGUGAAA